CCUUUUUUCAUACGAUUGACGACUGCAGUGCGCGACAAGUCAAUGUAAAGAGGUUAAAGCUGUCGAGAGCGCGGACUCACAAUAAGCACAAACCAUCAUUUAACGCUAUACCCACUAGCAUCUACUUAAACACAUAUACGUACGUCGGUUGAUUGUCUGUAGAAGAGCAGCAGCAGCAACAACAACAACAGCGUCGAGAGCAAUGGGCGACUACCACGAGUAUACGGACCAGUACAAGGUGCCGGUAAUAGCAAAGCUGCUGCAUGCGUUACCCCACUACAACAUUACGUUCCACAAAAUUAACAGCACGUUUCGGCCUAAUGAUGAGAUCUAUUUGGAGAGUUUGGGCAUUCUUGGAUCCGUGCCUGCCGCCCUGCUUAUUGUGUCGCUGCUAGGGCUGCUAUUUUAUCUAAUGACACGUUGUUGCGAUCGCAAACCACGUCCUGCCCACUCGAUAACUAGCCUGAAAGUGGCGCUAUCAAUUGUAACGGUGAUGUGCUGUGCUGCCAUCGGGCUGGGUCUUUAUGGAAACGAUGAUUUGCACAAUGGAUUGCUGGAGGUGCUCACUGCUGGACGCAAAGUUGAUAAUUUGGUCACUACCAUACGUAAUCAAACGCACAUAUUGGAGAACACGCUGACGAAUCGUAUACGACCACAAUUGGUGGAAUUGGCUGAUAUUUUUGACCAGCCAGUAUCGAAUCAGACAGCGCUUUCGAAGCUUUUUGUCUCCCUAAACAUUGUUCAGGGCAAUGUGACUUUGGCCACGAAUGCGGCUAGUGAUAUACGACGACCUCUUAUGGGUAUAUCCAUGACACACUUCCUUACGCGUGGCGAUCAAUGGGAGCUAAUACGUUGGCCAGGAACAGUGGCUACAUUGGCGUUGCUUCUCGUGCUCUGCGCGGUACUGCUUGUGGGCGUAGCCAGGCACUCUCGUUGCGCCCUUAUAUUGUUCAGCGUCUGCGGCUUGUUGGCCGUUACUGGAUCCUGGCUAAUGUCCGGGUUAUAUUUAUCUUCAUCCGUGGCUGUGGGUGACUUAUGCAUUAGUCCAGCUGAAUUUCUGGUCUCAACAGCGCCACGCGACUUGCCCACCAAUGUGUUAUUGCAUUAUACCCAAUGCGAGCCGGGGCAUACCAAUCCCUUCACGCAAAGAUUGCGUGAGUCACAGAAUUCAUUGAAUAAUGCUCGCAGUGCAAUGGCCACCGUCAUGAAGAUCUCCCUUGUACUGUUCAAGUCAUCGGGACUGCAACCUAAACUGGGUGCCGUCAAUGCGGAUUUAAAUAGCAGUGAAAGGCUGCUUACGCAGCUUACGGCCUUAGUGGACUGCAAAGCGGUACAUCAUAAUUUUUUGGCUGCUGCACGUGGCUUAUGCGAGGGUGGACUACUUGGCCUGGUACUGAUGCUUAUUGCCAGCUUUAUUGCGGCAAUACUGCUUACUAUAAUGGUGUGGGUGGACUCUCACACUUGGAUCUAUAUUCGAAAGCGUAAUGAUUAUGCGCAGGUGGACGAGCCAUCGUACAUUUCACAUCCAGCUCCGCAGAAUCAUCAGCAAAUGAUGAAUGCGGCGCGUACGCUGCCCCGCAAUCACAAUGGGCACUUCAGUCCACCGGUUAUCAGUGGCUCGCACACACUCCAACAUCCAUCGAAGAGGCAGCAGCACGAGAUGAUGGCCCAUGCGCACAUCCAGCAAAAUAUGCGGGCAAUAGGCACACAUACACUAGGUAGAUUGCCAUCGCAUAACCACAGCCCCACCCAUCUGACUGGUCCAAAUAACGCAUGCACCGACCCACAACGUGGAGCACCACCAACCACACAACAUCAGCAGCAGCAGCAGCAGACACAGCAGCAACAACAACAACAGCCGCCGCCACAGCAACAACCGCAGCUUCAGCAGCAACAGCAACUGGGCCCACAGCCUAUAUACUGCCAUCAUCCACAUCAGCAUCCGCACGCUCAUCCCCAUUCCCAUUCUGCCGCCGUGGCCGCAGCCGUGCAGCAUCAGCAUGCCAUCUAUCAUCAGCAACACCAGCAGCAGCAACAGCAGCAGCAGCAAUAUGGCACCUACACUACAGCGGCAGCGCAUCAUGCCCAGCACCACAUGGCAGGAGCGCCCCCGCAGCAGAGUCAAAUUUAUCAGCAAAUUCCGGCACAUUUGGCACAAGUGGCGCCAAACGGUAACCCGCACUCGAUCUAUCAACCACUCGUGGCUGUCAGCCAGGGCUCCAUUUAUGUGUCCAAUUUGGCCACAAUGCGUCGCCAGAAUAGCCAAGGUGGUCCACAAAUCCCGGCACACAAUCAGCAACAAUCGCAACAGACACACCAGCAGCAACAACCACCGCCGCCCUCUCAGCAGCAGCAGUUGGUGGCAUCUGCAGCUCAACAACAGCAUCAACAGCACCAGUUGUAUCAGCAUCAGCUGCAGCAUGCUGAUUCAACUGGCCUUGAUAUUCAUGUCCCCAGCACAACUAGCAGCAGCGGUAUGAUAGAUACGGCCAUCUAUGAUCGCGACAAGCAGAUUUACAAAUGCUCGACGUUGCGACAGGGCGGUAAAUUUGAUUCCAAGUACAAGCCCUCGAUUCUGAAUUGCCCGCUGCCGGAAAUUCCAAAGGAUGCGGAGCAGCCCAAAGUCGAGUCGAUAUAUCAGCAACAGCAGCAAGCGCAACAUCAGCAGCACGCGCCGCAAAACUAUUCCAAAACGCUGCAGCGACCGCCCAUGAAGCUGCCGCCUCAAAUGAAGGCCAUACCGCCGCCUCGCAUCGGCACGCCGACGACUCCGCCUCCCCCUGUUCAGGUAGCAGUAAGCACUGGCUCCGUGACGGAGAAUGCGCUUCACAAUGGAGGCGACAACGGUGGCAGUGCGGGCGAGGAUUCUACGUUGCCCCCGCCACCACUGGAGGUGACACAGACACAGGCACAUCAAAGCACAGACGUAACACCCCCCAAGGUGCGGUCAGCAGUAGCCGGCGCUAAUGGGAAAGCAACUCUAAACAAUGGCGUAGCCAUGCACAAUGGCAUGGAUGAUGAUGAUGACUUGCCACCACCGCCGCCGGCGAUAUCGGAUGAGUCAAACUAUGCGGUUACUGAACUGUAAACGGGGAGGAUCAGAUAUUCCACAAGGUGACGUUGAUACUCUUAUGGCUGCUGUGCGUACUGAUGCAUGCACAUCAACAGUUGUAAAAACAUUGAAUUGAACACAUUCUUAAAUUAUCAUGUUACUUGUAGUAUACAUAUGUAGGUAUUUUAAUUUUUAUAGUUUUUGGGAGGCUUACAACGAUUAACAGCAUUUAAUGGUAUGAUGCAUUUACUUUUUUGGUGUUCCUUUUGUACUUAUAACCAAUAUACUCGAUUGAUUGAUUUGACUAUACACGU
This is a messenger RNA of Scaptodrosophila lebanonensis, 3366 nucleotides long. Its product is annotated as protein tweety. The transcript is spliced from 7 exons. Bases 203 to 3088 code for a protein of 961 amino acids. The record is from RefSeq and is a predicted model, not a curated record. Gene Ontology annotation, molecular function: intracellularly calcium-gated chloride channel activity; volume-sensitive chloride channel activity. Gene Ontology annotation, cellular component: plasma membrane. NCBI's taxonomy places the organism in Eukaryota, Metazoa, Arthropoda, Insecta, Diptera, Drosophilidae.